UCUACAAUCUAUAUAAACCCAUCUCCAUUUUAAAAUUGUUUCACCCUAACAUCCAUAUCCAACUAGCUGUAUUUAUUUAUUCAUUUAUUUGUUAUUUUCUUGGAUUAAUUUAUCAUGUUAAGGGCUACUUCAGUUUCAUCAAUCCUGAUGAUUUUUUCAGGCAUUGUUUUGGCAUUAGAAAUUUGUUCUAUGCAAGCUGAGGCUAGAGCAUUCUUUGUGUUUGGGGAUUCACUUGUUGACAGUGGCAACAACAACUACCUUGCAACCACCGCUCGUGCUGAUUCUUAUCCUUAUGGAAUUGAUUAUCCAACUCAUCGUGCUACUGGCCGUUUCUCCAAUGGCCUUAACAUUCCUGACAUUAUCAGCGAGCGAAUCGGAUCUGAACCUGUAUUGCCCUAUCUGAGUCCGGAACUAACAGGAAAAAGGUUGCUCAAUGGUGCCAAUUUUGCUUCUGCUGGAAUUGGAAUCCUCAAUGACACUGGUGUUCAAUUUCUGAACAUUAUCAGAAUGUAUAGACAAUUUCAAUACUUCGGAGAAUACCAGAGGCGGGUUCGUGCUCUUAUCGGAAGUAGUCGAACUAAGCGACUUGUAAAUGGAGCACUUGUCCUCAUCACUGUUGGUGGCAAUGACUUUGUGAACAACUAUUACUUGGUUCCCUAUUCUGCCAGGUCUCGCCAAUUUGCGUUGCCGGAUUAUGUCAAGUAUCUCAUUUCAGAGUACAAAAAGUUAUUAAUGGCGCUAUAUAAACUAGGAGCACGAAGAGUACUCGUGACAGGCACUGGACCAUUGGGCUGUGUCCCAGCAGAACUAGCUAUGCGGGGAGCAAAUAAUGGUGGCUGCUCAGCGGAACUUCAGCGAGCUGCUUCCUUGUACAACCCACAACUUGUUCAAAUGCUGAAUGGAUUAAACAGAAAGAUCGGUAAAACUGUCUUUAUUGGAGCAAAUACACAACAAAUGCAUAUGGACUUCAUCAGUAGUCCCCAAGCAUAUGGAUUUACUACAUCAAAGGUUGCCUGUUGUGGACAAGGACCAUAUAAUGGUCUUGGACUGUGCACAUUAGCAUCAAAUUUGUGUCCGAAUCGAGGCCUUUAUGCGUUCUGGGAUCCAUUUCAUCCAUCUGAGAAGGCAAAUAGGUUGAUUGUUGAACAAAUAUUCUCUGGCACUACCAAUUACAUGGUCCCUAUGAAUCUUAGCACCAUCAUGGCCUUGGAUGCCAGAACAUGAUUAAUCCAUUAGUCUCUUAAAAAUAUGUAAGAUUUUGUCAUGAUUCGUAAUUAAUUCCCAAGGAAUAACUGAUAAUUGAAAUAUUUCUGUAAUAUUGCUGUACUUGUUUCUGUUUGCCAAUUAAUAGAAAAGCGACUUGCAACGUUGGUCUCUCUCAA
Messenger RNA from Ricinus communis (castor bean), 1382 nucleotides. Its product is annotated as GDSL esterase/lipase At5g18430. The transcript has 5 exons. Gene Ontology annotation, molecular function: hydrolase activity, acting on ester bonds. The record is from RefSeq and is a predicted model, not a curated record. Bases 115 to 1224 code for a protein of 369 amino acids. NCBI's taxonomy places the organism in Eukaryota, Viridiplantae, Streptophyta, Magnoliopsida, Malpighiales, Euphorbiaceae.